ACGAUUUGCACCAAAGUUUGUGUACAAAUAGUGCAGUGCACACUCAAGUGUGCGACACAUGACAAUCAGUCAGUCUGGGAUAAUCACAGAUUAUUCCUUCCGAUCCUCCAUGAUUUAAUCGAGACCAAUUUUAUCGAAAAAUGUCGGAUACAUGGAGCGACAUUCAGGCCGUCAAGCGACGCCAGGAGAAUUUGAGGGAACGAUUACAGAGAAGGAAGAAAGAACGGAUGGGGCUGAUACCGCAGACGAGCGGCGCGAAUGACGGCAGCAGUGCUGCAGUUGGGUCGGCUGCAACAACUUCAGAAUCUUCUGCAAAUCCAGCGACUUCUUUUCAGUCAGCAAGUUCAACAUCAAGAAGUGAUACCAACAGUCCACUGACGGUUAAUCCAACAGCGGUUGAGCACAAAUUGGAUCCACGCACUGAGAAGAAACUCCUUGAAAGGCUGUGUGAUCACUCACUGUCACUCCCUGUGGACUCUGACAGCUUGCGUUCGACCCUCACCAAGAUUUUAGACUUUGAUGUUUCCCAGGCCAGUGUUGAAAGUUUGCUACAGAAAUUCAUUGCCCAAGAGCUUAUUGCUGUGAGAGAGGGCAGCACAGCAGAUGGCCAGACAUGCUUAGUGGUUGUGUCCGUGGAAUAUGGCAAGAUUUCAGCCAUGACGGGUGAGUUAAGUGAGAGAGAUCGAGGGAUCAGUCCAGCUUUACCACUCAACAGAAAGAGGAAGAGGGAAAGGUCUCCAGGACCUAAGAAGCAGGAGGAUGUUCCAGUCACGACCAAGACGCCAGCCUCGAAGGAGAAACAGCUUCAGAAGCAGAAACAAGACGAGCUAGAAGCCCCGAAGCCAGAGGAAGAUAACUUGCAAAGUUUGCUCUCGGCGACGUCCUUCAAAGAACAGGAGAAUAAAGAGAUGGGACAGGAGUUAUUUGAGCUUCUGAGUAUACCGACAGCCAAGGAACAAUCGCUGGUUGAGAAAUUCAAGUCACAGGGAGGUACUGUGCAAGAAUUCUGCGCCCACGGCACAAGAGCAGAAUGCAUUAAAGAAAUGGGCCCAAUGCAUACAUGCUACAAGCUACAUUUCAGGCGGCUCAUACACAAGCACACAGAUGAAUCUCUUGGUGAUUGUUCUUUCCUCAACACAUGUUUCCACAUGGACACCUGCAAGUAUGUCCACUAUGAAAUUGAGUAUCCCUCAAAGCCAGAUGAUGGUGGUCAGAUUCUGGGAGCAAGGAGGGGUGUCCGCAGUGAUAGUAAUGUCACUAUGCUUCCUGCUCAGUGGAUACAGUGCGACAUACGCAACCUAGACAAGACCAUCUUGGGAAAGUUUGCGGUAAUCAUGGCCGACCCACCUUGGGACAUCCACAUGGAGUUACCGUACGGCACCAUGCAAGAUGAUGAGAUGAGACACCUUGAUGUCCCUGGCAUGCAAGACGAGGGCUACAUCUUCCUGUGGGUCACUGGGAGGGCGAUGGAGCUCGGUCGUGAGUGUUUGAGUCUUUGGGGUUAUGAGAGAACAGAGGAACUUAUUUGGGUCAAGACGAAUCAGCUGCAACGAUUGAUCCGCACUGGACGGACAGGUCAUUGGCUUAACCAUGGAAAAGAACACUGUCUGGUUGGUAGGAAAGGUGACCCAAAAGGUUUCAACAAAGGUCUGGAUUGUGAUGUCAUCGUAGCAGAGGUCAGACAAACCAGUCACAAACCUGACGAGAUUUAUGGGUUGAUCGAGAGGUUGUCGCCCGGAACCCGUAAGAUUGAACUCUUUGGACGCGCUCAUAAUGUCCAACCAAAUUGGAUGACGUUGGGCAACCAGUUGGAUGGGGUCCAUCUAGUAGAGCCAGAUCUAAUCACACGCUUCAAAGAAGUCUACCCAGACAUGAACGCUAUGAAACCGCCACAAAAAAAACCGCCCUCUGGAACUUAGUUUGAAUCUCUCUCUGACGUUGGGCAACCGGUUGGAUGGGAGUUUAAAGAAGUCUACCCAGACAUGAACUUUAUGAAACCGCCACAAAAACAGCCGUCCUCUAGAACUUAGAUUCUUAGAUUUCCCUUGAAUACUUUAAACCUAGACUCUAUGGUACUCUUUAUAAGUGUUUUAACAGACGAGAAAACCACUGUUAAUGGAGAAUUUUGAAGUACAGGAAUGCCUUCUUUCAAAAGAAAAAGAUAAUACAUGUGUGGCCUGAACCUUCACAUGGGCAAUGGCUGUGAUGUCAACAGCCA
Molecule: messenger RNA, 2218 nt
Organism: Asterias rubens (European starfish)
Lineage: Eukaryota; Metazoa; Echinodermata; Asteroidea; Forcipulatida; Asteriidae
Product: N6-adenosine-methyltransferase subunit METTL3-like
Exons: 15
Coding region: 141-1919 (592 amino acids)
Cellular component (GO): nucleus; RNA N6-methyladenosine methyltransferase complex
Molecular function (GO): mRNA (2'-O-methyladenosine-N6-)-methyltransferase activity; mRNA m(6)A methyltransferase activity
Source: RefSeq, a predicted model, not a curated record